AUGGACACAUUGCAAGACAGACUGAUACUCGGAUGGCAGAAUGAAAAAGACAGUGAUGAUAGUGAUGGUUUGGAAGGGCCUAACUACUCAAGCGAUGAAGACUCGGAUUAUGGACCUUACAUGCUUGAAAAGAAAGUGAUCAUGAAACAAAUUCAGAGCAAGAAUAUGAUAAUGAAGAUAUUGUCUACAAACUUUAGAAGAUGA
Molecule: messenger RNA, 204 nt
Organism: Parnassius apollo (apollo)
Lineage: Eukaryota; Metazoa; Arthropoda; Insecta; Lepidoptera; Papilionidae
Source: the annotation of a GenBank genome assembly